AAGCUUCCUGUCCACCAGAAUGAAGGCCAAAAUCAUGCCCUUGUUCUUCCUCCUCUAGAAAUUGAUAUCAUUUGUAGGGUUUUGGUGAGUGUUUGUUCUGUGUUUUUCAAUGUCCAAAACCUCAGGGUGCUCCGAUGAUGGUGGGAGCUUGAGCUUAGAGAAUCAACUCAGCCAUGGAAGCUCUCAACCCCAUCAACAGCCACAGCUUUCAGUUCCCAAGAAGAAAAGGAACUUACCAGGAACACCAGACCCAGAUGCGGAAGUGGUAGCGUUAUCGCCCGGAACGUUAAUGGCAACGAAUCGGUUUGUGUGUGAAAUAUGCAACAAGGGAUUUCAAAGAGACCAGAACUUGCAGCUACACAGGCGAGGCCACAACCUGCCAUGGAAGCUGAAGCAACGGACGAGCGGGAGCGACACGAGGAGGAGGCGGGUGUACGUAUGUCCAGAAACGUCGUGUGUCCACCACAAUCCAGCGAGAGCGCUCGGAGACCUCACCGGAAUCAAGAAGCACUUCAGCAGAAAACAUGGGGAGAAGAAUUGGAAGUGCGAGAAAUGCUCUAAAAAAUAUGCAGUUCAUUCGGACUUGAAAGCUCAUCUCAAAACUUGUGGCUCCAAGGAAUACAAAUGUGACUGUGGCACUGUCUUUUCCAGGAGAGAUAGCUUCAUAACCCACAGAGAAUAUUGCGAUGCCUUAACAGAAGAAAGCAACAAACUAGCUGGUCGAGGAGCAACAAUGGCUGCCUCGCCGCCCAUAACGCUGCCCCACCACGACCUCAUGCCUAUCCCUCCAAAGCCCUUUAACCUUUCAGCCGGAUCCAUGUUUUCAUCCUCCAUUUCCAACGACCACCACUUUCCCUCUUCCUCCUCCGCCGCCCUCAUGUCCGCCACUGCCUUGCUGCAGAAGGCGGCGCAGAUGGGAGCUGCCGUCAGUUCGCCCAUUAUCCAACAAAAGAACGGUUUGGUUACAACAAUGGCUCCUUCUUCAUUUGGUGGGAUGUUGCCCACCACCUGUUUGCAGAAAUGCCCACAAGAAAACAUUGGCGGAGGUGUGGACAUGGGGAUGAUUGAUGACAUUCUGAUGCUCAAUGGGAUGUUCGACAAACCGAUCGGGGAGGGCGCGAGGAAGACGAUGACGUUGGAUUUGUUGGGGGCUGAGGGAGGGAAGGGGAGGAAGUUUCAGGCGGAAGAAAGUGUAGGGUUUGGAGGGGUUAUGGAGAAUGUGGGUUACUUUUGCCACCAAGGGGCCAUGGGAAAGCAAGGCCAUAUGUGACUUAGAUAGUUUAUGUGGUUCUUGGUAGAAAAAUUUAAGAAACAAAUUGAUCACAAUUAUGAAUAUAGAUUUAUAUGCUGAUAACAA
Messenger RNA from Cucurbita maxima (winter squash), 1357 nucleotides. Its product is annotated as protein indeterminate-domain 7-like. Lineage: Eukaryota; Viridiplantae; Streptophyta; Magnoliopsida; Cucurbitales; Cucurbitaceae. The record is from RefSeq and is a predicted model, not a curated record. Gene Ontology annotation, cellular component: nucleus. The transcript has 4 exons. Bases 110 to 1270 code for a protein of 386 amino acids. Gene Ontology annotation, molecular function: DNA-binding transcription factor activity.